Molecule: messenger RNA, 1948 nt
Organism: Chaetomium strumarium
Lineage: Eukaryota; Fungi; Ascomycota; Sordariomycetes; Sordariales; Chaetomiaceae
Exons: 3
Coding region: 222-1454 (410 amino acids)
Biological process (GO): heme biosynthetic process
Cellular component (GO): mitochondrion
Molecular function (GO): protoporphyrin ferrochelatase activity
Source: RefSeq, a predicted model, not a curated record
CAAAAGUCGGCCUCCUGGUUCCCGCAGCCGGUCUCCGGUUACCGGUACAAUACAUGCGCUCCGUAAACCACCUACCUAAUCCGAAGAGCAUCCAAAACUCAAGCGUGUUGGAUGUGAAUUGAAAUUUUCCCGACUGUUUUAUUGUCGCAAAUCCCGCGCUUCCCUUACGAGCCGGGAUUCCUGCUCUUUGUCGAAUCUCCGUGUCCGUCUCGGUCCCCGAUAUGGUCCUCCGGCUACCGGCCGUGAUACGGCCUCUGCGGCCCCUAGGUGUUGCCAGGUCAUCUGCGCAGCAAGUGCGAUGGCUGGCGACGCCCGUUCACCCUGUGACACAGGACUCUUCGCGCGGGCCAACGGCCAUGGUCUUCCUCAACAUGGGCGGCCCGUCAACCGUUGAUGAAGUGGGCGACUUCCUCAGCAGGUUAUUCGCCGAUGGCGAUCUCAUCCCGCUAGGCCGCCUCCAGGGCUACCUCGGCCCGCUCAUCUCAAACCGGCGCACGCCAAAGAUUCAGAAGCAAUACGCAGCCAUCGGCGGCGGCUCGCCCAUCCGAAAGUGGUCUGAGUACCAAUGCGCCGAGAUGUGCAAGAUCCUAGACAAGAUUUCGCCCGAGACGGCGCCACACAAGCCGUACGUGGCCUUUCGGUACGCGAACCCGCUCACCGAGGAGACAUACCGGCAGAUGCUGGCUGAUGGGUUUGGCAAUGGCCGCGGCGGGCGGGCGGUUGCGUUCACCCAGUACCCGCAGUACUCGUGCUCAACAACCGGGAGCAGCCUAAACGAGCUGUGGAAGUGGCGGCAGCGGCUGGAGGGAAGGGCGGGUCCGCUGGAGGAUGGGGCGGAUGGGACGAUCAAAUGGAGUGUCAUUGACCGAUGGCCGACACAUCCGGGGCUGGUGGAAGCCUUCGCACAGAACAUCGAGGCCAAGUUGGCGGAGUACCCUGAGGAGAGGAGAGAUAAGGUUGUGCUGCUGUUCUCGGCCCACAGCCUGCCGAUGACGGUGGUAAACAGGGGAGAUCCCUAUCCCGCCGAAGUGGCUGCCACAGUUCACGCCGUCAUGAAACGGCUCAAUUUCGUCAAUCCGUGGCGGCUAUGCUGGCAAUCCCAGGUCGGCCCCCAGCCUUGGCUCGGCCCGCAGACAUCAGACACGGUGGAGAAUUACAUCGCCAAGGGCCUCAAGGACUUGCUGCUCAUUCCAAUCGCGUUCACUUCCGAUCACAUCGAGACGCUAUAUGAGCUCGACGAGGAGGUUAUUGGGGGAUCAGGACACGCCGACACGGUCAAGCGGGUGGAGAGUCUGAACGGCAGUCCAGUGUUCAUCAACGCGCUCGUCGAAUUGGCGAAGUCGCACCUGGCCAGCGGGAUUACUUGUUCGACACAGAUGGGCCUAAGAUGUCCGGGCUGCAAGAGCGACAGGUGCGCCGAGUCAAAGAAGUUCUUUGCAGGACAACAGCUAUAAGGGGGUUCUUCUUGGACCAGUCGUACGUCACGGACUGUGCAUGUUUUGGGAUUUGUGUAUAGUAGAAGGUCGAAGCGGGCUCGGUACGGUGUAUCUCCGGGAUUAUGGUCCUAACACAUUAACAUCAGCAAAAUUGGCGUGGUAUGGCCGUAUUUCAAAGUUCUCCGAUCCAUCAUCCCCCGACCUGCCGUGCAGAGAGGUCAGAAUGCAUCUAUACUUGCCCACAAAGGUAGUCUUGAGUUUUGUCAACGUGGCUUUCAUGAGACCUAACGGUGCGAAAAGCCGGAGAAUCAUAACAGCGGUCUGUCAUUCGGGAUGCGCAGAGUCGGUACCUUCGUUUCUAUCCGUACCUGUCUCGGAGGAAUUGGGUCUCGGAGACAAUGGAGGACAAUGUGCGUCAUCAAUACCAGCUCGAUAUCGGGUCUGCCCAAUCAAGCAUGCCCAGGUGGCUUGGCACCUAUCUCUGGAUUUGCUCUCAUUGGCCGUUCAUCCAG